UAGUUUUUUCAAUUAUUAGAAAAAUCUUAACUUUCUAAACCUACACCUUUAAUUAAUUAUUUUAUGAGUUAUAAAAUAUGAGUGCAAUUUUAAGUAUUUUAAAAAUAUGUUUAAUUGUUAUAACGUGCCCUAAUUUUACAGAUGCAUUGUUUACCAAUUUUCAUUGAUAUUGUUUAUAAUAUUUUCCACUGACGUAAAUCUUAGCCAUGGAGGUUAAUCCAUUGAAUAUAUUUUUUGUGAAAUCUGAUAGUAAAGGAGACAGAUUAUUAUUUAGAUAUCCUUACACAACUGAAAAUAAGGAUGAAAGUAAGCAGAAGAAAUUUGGACGUCACAAUCCAUAUGCAAUAAAUUCUGCUGAAGAUCUACUGCAAAACUCACAAUCUCAAACAUCCAAUAUCUGUAAAGGUCAACUAAGUGGCUUCACAGAUGAAAUGUUAUCAACACUAUUUGCUGUUAAAGCAGAACUUUGUAACAGAAAGUUUGAGCUAAAAGUCAAUGAUGUGAGAUUUGUAGGUCACCCCACUCUGCUCCCCUACAGGACUAACAAAGAUGACACUGCUGCAAUGAUACUUAUUAAUAUAGUGUUUGCACUGCAAGCAUCUGCAAGCCAUUCUAUCGUGAAAUGUUAUUAUGACUUAAGCAAAAGAUUGGGUAAAGCUCUAAGACAUGAAGAGAAGAGGUGUUCCUAUUUGACCGAAGAAAUGAAAAUUAUGUUGGCCGCACAUGAUGAAGUAUCAGCACUAGAUAGUGAGGUAAAUUCUGGUGAAAAUGAUGAUGAAGAAGAAAAUUCCAGACAUUCAGUCAGCUCUACUACAUACAGCAUGGAUAAUGGAACUAAUAAUGUACCUAAGUCGGCAUUUCACCUUAUUCUACAGAGAAGCUCGCUGGCGAGAUCUAUGAAAUCUGUGUUUGAAGAAUUAAGUAGUACUGGUAUAGUACAAGUUCGCAUAAACAAAUGGGUACUUCUAUCAUUUUGCCUGCCACAUAAAGCACAUCAGAUACAUAAUAGAGGUUCCAUCAUAGAGCCGGAGACAAUUGACAAAUGUGUGCAGAGGUUACGCCCUUAUCAUGGCAUUCUACUUAUGGUUAAUCCUAAUGACUUGCUGGCAUCGAUACCUUUAGAUGGAAGCCCUGCGCUUCUAAGACUUAUAAAAUUAUACAGUCCUCUGAAGAGUUUGCAAACAUUAGCCAUCGAAGCAGAUCUAACACUCACACAGGCUUUCCAGCUUACAGGACAUUUAGUGUACUGGGCUAAAGCAACAGUCAUAUAUCCGUUAUGUGAAGGUAAUGUUUACGUAGUCGCGCCUGGAGCGAAUAUACAUAUAAACUCGCCACUCGUCGACGAAUUCGCCAAGGAGUUUCCUGGACUGUGUUUAUUACAAAUGCUGAGCGAGUUCUCGCUGCCGGCGCCGCUGUGGUACGUGUCGCGCGGCGCGUGGGGCGCGCGCUGCGGCGGGCGGCCGGCGCGCCUCGUGGCGUGGCUGCUGCGGCGCCGCCUGCUGCUGCAGCUGCACACCUACGUGCAGUUCAACUCGCCGCACUGCCCGCAUUGGCCGCGACACCCGCACGCGCAGUACGAUGGUAAAGAGUAUUUUUGCGAAAAACACGACUCUUACUACCAGUCAAACAGUGUAUCCUUCUCAUCAUUAAACCAAGUACAACUAAACGUCCCCGAGCCAGUUGAACCUAGAGAAAGCAUUAAUACUUUUCCAGAUUCAGAUGAAGAUUACCCAACGCAAAAUAACCUUAACCAGACGGACUUUUCGCAUACGAAACCUAUAGUUAUCGAAUCCGAACACACGAAGUACGAUAAAUUCCACGAAGUAGACUCGGCGAAUCAUUCAUUCGAUGACGGUAUUGACGUGGUCGAUGGCUUAAUAAAACCUAAUGUUAAUGGUUGUGAUUAUGAUACAACUAAAAAGAUACAAAAGAAAGUACAAGGAAACUCAGUAGAUAGUGGUAUAUCGAAUAAUCUCAACGGUAAUGGAAUCAAUGGGACGGAAAACGGACAUGUCAAUGGACACACGGAUACUAAGGAUAUGGACGUAAAAAGUUUACCAUCAAGACUCUCAGAUCUGUCCUUGAAAGAAUCAGAUAAUGUGAUAAACAGGGAUACAAGUAGUGAUGAGGAUAAAUUCGAAAGUGACGUAGAUGUAUCGCCGAGGCUCAAAAACGCUCAUGCAACAACAAAUGGAACGGAAAAAAAGAAUGGAGUGUCGUUGAAUCUUAAGUUGCAGAGUGAAAUGAGUUUCCAGUCGCCCACCGUGUGGAGCGCGCCCGCGGGCUGCGACGCGGCCGACGCGUGCCGCGUGCCGAGCGACCCGCCCACCACUGAGUCGCUGCUCGACACCUUCACCGCCGAGGAGCGAGCCGUGCUCGCCACCAUGCCCGCCUCGGAGAACCCAGGCGACCUGCUGCUACUCGCACAACUACACAAAAAAGGUUACUUCCGCGGCGAACAACAUCUUGAAGAAAUAAUGUUCAUGGAGAAUGUUUCUCGAUCGCAACUAAUGCAACUCCUUGACAAGUUCAAGGAUGUGCUUAUUACAUUUGAAACAGAAGAUCCCGCUGUCGCUAUGCUCUAUCCAUACUAAUAAGUUGAUAUCUGUUUUAUUUAAACACUUCAAAUUGUGAAAAUUUUAUCCGUAUGUUAUAUUUGCUAGCGCAAAUGUAUAUCUCUUUAAUAAAUGAGAUAAAAUAUGUUAUAUUAAAGUGCUUAUUGUCAUUUCUGUAAAAUAUACAUGUAUUUAUACUUUUGUACAGAAUUUUAUGGUUUAUUAUGUUAUCGAUGGCUCUUUCACUCCUAUUUAGUUUAUAGAUUAAACAGUAUUUAGUUUAAUCAUUACCAUUUGCUACUAAAAAGUUUUUACAUAAAUCUAUUAAAAAGAUUUGAUUAAUUUGUUUUUCUUUUGUAAUUGUUUUAUUUCUGUAAUAUGUUAAGUCCUUCAACAUUUGAGAAUUUAUUGUAUGUAAUUAAAUUAUUGUAGACAAACUUCUGUACUAGUAAAUUGUAACUUAGUAUCUUAUAUUUAAAUAUAUAGUGAUAUUUGAUUCAUUAAUAGCCUGGUUAAAUGAAAAGGUAAAAUUCUUUAUGUCUAAAAUUUUCGCCAAAUGAAUGAUAUAGAUUUAAAAGUAAAUUUACUUUUUUUUGUAUGUGUGAUAUUAGUUAAUGAGGAAG
This is a messenger RNA of Vanessa atalanta (red admiral), 3178 nucleotides long. RefSeq names its product GATOR complex protein NPRL3 (gene Nprl3). NCBI's taxonomy places the organism in Eukaryota, Metazoa, Arthropoda, Insecta, Lepidoptera, Nymphalidae. Bases 207 to 2594 code for a protein of 795 amino acids. The record is from RefSeq and is a predicted model, not a curated record. The transcript has 11 exons. Gene Ontology annotation, biological process: cellular response to amino acid starvation; negative regulation of TORC1 signaling; TORC1 signaling. Gene Ontology annotation, cellular component: GATOR1 complex.